Messenger RNA from Danio aesculapii, 5728 nucleotides. RefSeq names its product zinc finger and BTB domain containing 12, tandem duplicate 1 (gene zbtb12.1). The transcript has 4 exons. Gene Ontology annotation, cellular component: nucleus. The record is from RefSeq and is a predicted model, not a curated record. Gene Ontology annotation, molecular function: RNA polymerase II cis-regulatory region sequence-specific DNA binding; DNA-binding transcription factor activity, RNA polymerase II-specific; protein binding. The coding region runs from base 124 to 1575 and encodes 483 amino acids. NCBI's taxonomy places the organism in Eukaryota, Metazoa, Chordata, Actinopteri, Cypriniformes, Danionidae. Gene Ontology annotation, biological process: regulation of transcription by RNA polymerase II.
AAUGCUCAAGGGGUACUCGACCCACUGUUAACAAACCGCUGGUUUAUUGUAAUCAUAACAGGGCUUUUAUUCUGAAAUCAUCUUUUUUGUGUAAAAAAAAUCUUGGCUUCCUGUGCUAAGAUCAUGGAUGUGGAAGUGGUAAGUUUCCGUUUGCCUGGACAUGGAGACACCACCCUAAAUAACAUGAACUCCCUGCGGUCGCAGCAGCACUUCUGUGAUGUCACCAUUGUGGCAGGCGGCAGACGCAUGUUCAGAGGUCAUAAGGUUGUGUUGGCGGCUUGCUCUGUGUUUCUCAGGGACCAGUUUCUCAUGAACCCCACAUCAGAGCUACAGGUGUCAAUGUUGCACAGCUCAGCGGUGGUAUGUGAACUCCUCCAGUCCUGUUAUACAGGGAUACUGCAGUUCAGUGCCAAAGAGAUUGUGAACUAUAUGACUGCUGCCAGCUACCUGCAGAUGGAGCAUGUGGUGGAGAAAUGCAGAGGGGCUUUGAGCCAGUACAUGCAGCCCCAGAGCUGCUCCCCAGUCUUGAUGUCAAACAAGUCUGUACAGACUGUAAAAUCAGAUGAUUCUGAAUCUAUGCCAGUGAUUGUCAGUGUUCGAGGAUCAGAUUCAUCCAGCCACUUCGAGACCGAGGACGGGUAUGGGAGUGAUGUCUAUCAAGUCAUAAUUGAUGAACCAGAGAAGACCCCUGAUGCUGAAGAGGAAAACCGAGAAACUGCAUCAGAAGACCUCUGUCAGCUGGACAUGGGUAUAGAGGAGCCUAAUAUGGAGGUACAAGCUAAAUACAAUGACCUCCAAGAGGAACAACAGUACAGUGAGCGCAAGGGAAUUAAAGGAAGAGGGUUAAAACGCAGGAAGCGUUACGUAUUUAAGAAGGACCGCACAUCCUUGGGUAACUAUCAGGAUAGCUGGUGCUUUCAGACAGCAGAAGAGAUCAUGGGUAAGUCAGAAACAGAUUUUCAGGCUGAUUAUCAGUCCAAUCAGCAUCUCACAGACUGUUCUGUUCACACCGAGUACAAGAAUGAGGGAGGACCAGGAGAAGAUAUAGGCUCUGAUGGAGGUCCUGCACACUUCAGUGUGGAAGCUUCAAGCGGAGAAGAAGAAUUGGGAAUCGGAACGCCUUCGAAUGAGCGCGGAGCUGCCGAUGAAUCUGUGGUGGGUUCCACAUCCAAUGUAACUGGGCCAGUAGUGUGUGAGCAGUGCGGAUUGGCAUUUUCCUCUACACAGGACUUGGCGAUGCAUUCCUUAUCAGCACACCAGCAGUAUAUCUGUCCGUGCUGUAGGAAGCAGUUCAGCAACUCCAGGAAUCUCAACCGCCACAUGCUCCUCCAUCGAGAUAAUUCCAAGCUCCCUUGCUGUCCCCUGUGCCACAAGACCUUCACUCAGAAGUCAACAAUGUACGACCACAUGAACGUGCACAGCGGGGAGCGCCCGUACGUGUGCGCAUACUGCCCCAUCAGCUUUGCACACAGGUCUGCUCUGCGUCGCCACCUGUUGGAGCAACAUGGAAAAACUAUGCCCCAAAACCACCAGGAAAUGCAGCGAAAUAAGCAUAGCAUUGGAGAAGGACUUUAGAUCACUUUUUUAUAGUUAAUGUUAAAAUGAAAAUACAAAUUGACCGUGAUUUCUAGAAACAAAUAUUGCUUUCUAUAAUGUGUAAAACGCUAUGCAUUUGAGUGCUUUAGCCUGAAGAGACUGACUGACAUUAUACGCGCUUUUAAGGAUAUUUUUCGGAAAAUGGAAAUUCUGUCUGUGCGCUUUUGCUUCCUGUUGUUUCAAACUUGUAUGAAUGUCUUGAAUUUGAAUCACAACUGCAUGUCAAAAGCCACCUUUCAGAGAUAACACACUACCAUGUGAACUUGGAAACCCAUAUACUACCGUUGAUCCAAUUCACCUAUACUGCAUGUCUUUGGGAGAAACCCACGCAAACAUGGGGAGUACAUGGAAGCUAGACACAGAAAUAACUUCUGGCUCAGCUGGGAUUCGAAUUAGUGACCUUCUUGCUGUGAGGCGACAAUAAUAAUAAUAAUAAUUCCUUACAUUUCUAUAGCGCUUUUUUAGAUACUCAAAGUGCUUUACACAAUGGGGGGAAUAUCCUCAUCCGCCACCAGUGUGCGGCAUCCACCUGGAUGACGCGACGGCAGCCAUAUUGCGCCAGACCACACACCAGCUGAUUGGUGAAGAGGAGACCGAGUGAUGAAGCCAAUUAUGAUAUAGGGAUGGUUGGGAGUCCAUGAUGGACAGAGGCCAGUGGGCAAAUUAGGCCAGGAUGCUGGGGUUAAACCCCUACUCUUUCUGACAUCCUGGGAUUUUUAAUGACCACAGAGAGUCUGGACCUUGAUUUAACGUCUCAUCCGAAAGACUGCACUCACUUAAGCAGUAUAGAGUCCCCAUCAAUAUACUGGGGCGUUAGGACCCAUACAAACCGCAGGUUAAGCGCCCCCUGCUGGCCUCACUAACACCACUUCCAGCAGCAACCUAGCCCUGCUUAGCUUCAGUGGGCGGUCAUGUGAGAGUUGCAGAGAGCUAGCUGUCAGUCCCUUUUAGCAAGCAAAGAAGCAUUCUUACAUGGUACAAAGGUGAAACCCCUUAGGGCGUACUCACACUAUGUACAGUUGCCUUGAACCGGGCCGAAGCACGCUUGUCUCCCCUCCCGCCUCCCCCGACGGCCUGCACUCAUAUUGCAUUCGGGCCUGAGCACACUUGCGUCAUCGAUGAUGCACUGUUCGGUAAGUGCUCUCGCUCAGCAAAGUGGAGAUUUCUGUAUAUCGUUUUUAGUUGUUUGAUAUGCAGUGACACGCAGUCAAAUAUUUCGCCGAUCAGAUCAGCCACUUUUAACGCUCAUAAACAAUCAUAAAGUCCUCAUGCUGCAGGAAUUAGGAGGUUUGCUGAAGGUGCAGUGAGGGGUUCGCGUCUUUAACAAUCUAUGACCGUUUGUGUUCAUUGAUCAGUAAGAAUGAUUAAUAAACACAUAUGAAACAGUGCCUUAAAUGUCACGUCUCGUCUUCAUUUUGGGGCUCAGGCGCGCUUUGCACUCACACUACAAGUGUACUGCGCCAAAGCCCGAAGUGAACCCCGCUCUGGCACACCUCUUCGAGCCGGGCCAGUGCCGGCCAACUGAACUAUGCCUGAGCCCGAUUCAGAGCACUCACACUUCUCAAACGAUCUGGGAAAUGGCCCUGGGCACGGUUCGGAUAGCAUAGUGUGAAUACGCCCUUAUAAACCUUUAUUUUUAAGUGUGAGAAACUCUUUAAAUGUUCAAUGCUAACCACUGAGCAACCAUGCCACCCCUUUCAGAGAUAUAUUGACAUCAUUCCUUUUGGCAUUUAUGGUUCCACAAAGAAACGUAAAUGUCCCAGGAACAUUCAAGGAGUUUCACACUCUUAAAACUAAAGUUUCAUAAAGGGGUUUCACCUUUGCACCAUGUAAGAACGCUUUUCUACUUGCUAAAAGGGAUAGUUCACCUAAAAAUGAAAAUUCUCUCACAGUUUACUUAACUUUUUUCUGUUAACGAUGUUCUUAAGAAUGUUGGAAACCAGCAGCAAUGGGGUAUAUACUUUUAAUUUCAGUCAGCCAGCCCCAGGGCUUCUGGUUAAUUGUCAUCCCAUCCAAAAUUGCUGCGUUUAAGAUCUGAUUUCUUUAAAAAAAAAAAAAAAGCGAUCUUCACUGCCUGGCUGAGAGGCCAUAUAAACAAGAAGCACUUCAUUAAAUUAUAUUUUUCCGCACCAUGUCUUUAAAAUAUGGAAAGUAAUUUUAGCUGCGGAUAAUGAUGGUGCCUGCGUUUAAAUGGUCUUACGUCUCUUUUUAGGCUUUAACAACCAAAUGGAUGCUUAAGUCCAUUUAACUGAUAUUUGAAUUACAUUACAACAUAGAUACUGUAAAACAUGGGUCUCAAACUCGAUUCCUGGAGGGCCGCAGCUCUGCACAGUUCCAACCCUAAUCAAACACAACUGAUCCAACUAAUGAAGGAGUUCAAGACUACUAGAUACUAUUAAGCAGGUGUGAGUUGGAGGUAGUUGGAGCUAAACUAUGCAGAGCUGCAGCCCUCCAGGAAUUGAGUAUGAUAAAAGGAACCUUAUGAAAUUAAAAUAAAGCUCUAACCGGAAAUUCAUCAUUGGCUGAAAAACACUAGCUGUGCAUAUAGCCCAACCUCAAAGAACAAAGAACACUGAAAUGGCUGCUUCUUUUUAACAAUCUUCAAAAUAUCUUGUUUUGUGUACAACGGAAGAAAGAAAUUCAAGAAGGUUUGGAAAAAGUGGGGGGGUAAAUGAUGACAGUGAACCUUUCAGUGAACCAUAUUUUGUUAUAUAAGGAAACAUCUACUAUAAUCGUCUCUAAACAGAAUGAAAAACUCUUACUUUAAGCUACAGUACGUAAUGUGCACAGCUGUUUUCAGCCCAUACUUCCUUACUUUUGUUUCUCCACAUUUUUUUAUCUUAUUCUAAACCAUAGCCAGAAACGUUCUUUCUCUAAUUUUGAGAUUAUAAACCGAGCCGAUCAAUCAAUUCCACAGUUUUCUGUAGAUUUUGUAUAGAUAUUUUCCUUGACAACAAACCUUCAGAUCAAAUGGCAGUCCUCCAUUCAUUUUCUUUGUAUUCAUUGGCUUCUACUCGUUUUAAAUUGUUUCCGUCCCUUAUUCCCAUGGAAUGAUGAGCUCCAACCUUUUAAGUUUCCUGGAGGAUCGUAACAGUUUGUUUAUUGUGAUGAACUUGGAUGGAAGUUUUAGCUCCUGGCUUGUAUCCAGAGCACAUCAGCUGAUCACCACAGGUGUACUUCAGGGACCUCCUCCAGAUGUGCUACAUAUUUUACAAGCAUAUGAUUUUGCCUACUAUUGCUUUGCUGAUGACACGCAGCUCCUUUAUGUUCAACCACAGUCCCAUGGUAGUUGCGUGGAUCUUGCAAUGUCUAGCAGAUAUCUCAUCUUGAAUGAGAGAAAAUCUUCUGUAACUCUACUAAAUGGAUUUUCUUGUCCUCCCAAGCCACUAUGAUGCUAUAGCACUGUUUCACCAUACAGAUAGCAUCAUUAAUAAUAAUCCCUCUGAGAUCAGCAAGAAAUGUUGGGGUUGAUGAACUUCAAAGACCAUAUUGCAAUGACAGCUUGCUCAUAUGAGUACACCACCACUGGAAGACUGCAGUUUAGCUGGAUAUACAGAGAGAGACACAAAAUCCCUUUCCAGAAUGUUUUUGUUCCCUGUUCCUUGCUGUUGGACUUCCUUUUGUAGGUACAAGUAGUGGCAUCUAAUAUUUAAAAAGCUAAGAAGCUUAUGCAAAACCAGAGGCGUUUGACAGGUCUAGCCAGAAUACAUAGAUUUAGCAUUCUUGGAAGACUGGGUCUGCUCUCAUAUUAUGGAUGCAUGUUUUCACACACCCAGACAACCAGACAUCCUCUUCGCUGUGACACAAACUAAAAUCUUCUGAAUAUUUAAUGGAGCGAAUCUUAAAAACUGAGAGUAGUACCCUCUGUGGGUAUGCACAGCUUUUUUUUAAUACAAAAAUACAUGUAUACAUAUCUCAUUUCGCUAUAGCACUUUUCACCAUUGACUUUUUCCACCACUUGCCUAAUCUGGUGUACAUCAGGUUCCACUGCAGCCACUUGUGAUUGGUGAGGUGUCAUCAAUUGUGGUAUUUUUUAAGUUUGUACUUUGCAACAUAUUUCUGUCUUAAAGAUGCUGUAUGUGACCUUUAUUUUUGUUUAAAAUGAACUAAACUUAUUGAAUAAAUAAGAACA